This is a messenger RNA of Closterium sp. Naga37s-1, 2625 nucleotides long. Lineage: Eukaryota; Viridiplantae; Streptophyta; Zygnematophyceae; Desmidiales; Closteriaceae. The record is from the annotation of a GenBank genome assembly.
AUGCUAGGUUCGGGAAAGUCGGUGAUUGCUGUCGCUUCGUCUUCUGCUGCUGCAGGCGUUGCGGGUGGUUCCAGCGGUGGGGGUGGGUUCUCUGCGGUUGCUGCUAAGGCUGUGCCGCUGGGUCGGUCCGGCUCGUAUAAACUGACGGUUCUGGCGAUCGGAGCAGGAAGCAAGGGGGGAUUGGGAUUGGGAGCCGGGGGCGGUGAGAGAGGCAAGGACGGCGGGGAGAGGGCGAGAGCAGGAGAGGAACGCGGGAAAGAAGGGGGGGCAGGAGCAGGGGGAGCAGCAAGAUCUGCAGGCAUAGCAGGACCAGCAGGGUUUGGAGGGAGGAAAGACGGGGGAGCCGAGGGCUCAGGCAAAGGGAGUGAGAGGAAGGGAGAGGAGGCGAGAAAAGGUACAGGAGGAGGAGGAGGAGGAGGAGGAGGAGGAGGAGGAGGAGGAGGAGGAGGAGGAGGAGGAGGAGGGGGAGGAGGGGGAGGAGGUGGGGGAGGAGGUGAAGUGAGUGGAGGAGCGCGGGAGAGGGAGGGUGGGGAAAGGGAGGACGGGGACAGAGAGGAGGGUGCGAGGCGUAGAGCAGGAUUGGAUAGAGCAGGUUCGGAUAAGGUAAAAUUGCUGAGAAAGAAGCGGCGAGUAGCAAGGUUUCUGGAGGAGGAAGAGGAGGAUGAGGAGGAGCGGGAUCGGAGAUUCAUCGCUUCAGACGAUGAGGAUGAGGGUGAGAUGGAUGUGGGUGGAAGCAGCAGAGGAGGAGGAAGGGGAGGAGACGCGAGGUACAGAACAUGGAAGGAAGGAGCAGAGGAAGGUGCGGGGGAAGGUUCAGAGGAAGGUGCAGAGGAAGGAGCGGAGGGGUUGUACGAGGGGGAAGAGGAGGAGGAGGAGGAUGAGCAGGUGGCAGCGUGGGACAGCGUGUGCUACAUCUGUGACGAUGGGGGCGACUUGGUGUGCUGUGACGGCCCCUGUAUGCGCUCUUUCCACGUGGAGCCUGAUAAUGAGGAGGAGAAGCGGAGGGAUAAGUUCCACUGCCCGACUAUUGGACUGACGGACAGAGAGGUGCAUGAGAAGGAGACCUGGCUGUGCCCGAAUUGCGAGGCGAAGCAGCACGUGUGCUUUAUUUGCCACCAGCUCGGGCGAUCGGAGCCGGUUUUGGGUGGGAAUUCGGGGGCGGAUGGUGGGGGGGAGGGCGAGGAGCAGGGGCAGCAGGUGCUGCAGGAACAGCAGGUGUUCAUGUGUGACGUGGCACUCUGUGGGCAUUUCUACCACCCGACAUGUGUCGCGUCGUGGUUGGCCGAUUCUAAAAGGCUGCCCCAGGGCAGCGAGGAGCGAAUCAAGGAGCUGGAAACUGUCGCCGGGAACAUCCGGGCAGGAUCCGGAAUGUUUUUCUGCCCGUUGCACACUUGCUCCAAGUGCCAGCUGGAGCAUGGGGGGGAUUCAGAGAUGCAAGAGGGGCUUUAUGCACAAGGAGACGGCGCAGACCUGGAGCAAAGGCAAGGCCCCACGGCACAUGUUUCAGUAUCCCUGCGGUCUAGACGUGUCCUUUCCAGGGCUCGCCUGAGCAAGAUAUGCAAGGCCCCACGGCACAUGUUCCAGUACCCCUGCGACCUGUACGCGUCCAGAGGCAAGGCCCCACGGCACAUGUUCCAGUACCCCUGCGACCUGGACGCGUCUAGAGCUCGCCUGCGCAAGAUAUGCAAGGCCCCACGGCACAUGUUUCAGUACCCCUGCGACCUGGACGCGUCCAGAGCUCGUCUGAGCAAGAUAUUCGAGGACGCAGCGAAGCAGUAUCCUUGUGACCUGGACGCGUCCAGAGCUCGUCUGAGCAAAAUCUUUGAGGAUGCAGCGAAGCAGGUCACAGAACAGACGGCCAAGGCCGGCCUUGCCGUCCCGCGCAUGUACCAGCACUGCCACAACAACGCGGGCUCCGGCUCGGGCGGCAACGCGGGCGGAAAUGCGGGCGGCAACAACAACAACAACCAGGGCGGCAACCCUCGGAAGAUAGCGCUGAGCAAGCUCGAAUCAAUCCUCCACGCAGGGGAAAAGGCUCGGAAUUUUUUAGCCAAGGAGUUGGAGCAAGCAGGGGUGAUAUCAGCCCAAGCACUGCAACAAGCGAUGGGACUUUGCCCUAAGAUGCAACUCCAGCAGCUGAACGUAAUCGGGAGCACCUUGCGGGUGUACCUCUCUCCGUACGUUCACGGGCAGCGGUACACGUCCUUCGGGCGGCAUUUCACGAUGCCCGAGAAGCUUAACGAGGUGGUGGAGCGGCUGGUGCCUUAUAUGGAGGAUGGGGACGUGCUGGUGGAUUUCUGCUGCGGGGCGAACCACUUCUCGCUGAUUGCGCGGCAUCGCCUGGAAGAGGCGGGGAAGCGGUGUGGGUUUGCCAAUUUCGACAUCAUGCGGCCUCCCAAUGAGUUCUGCUUUGUGAAAAGAGACUGGUUCUCUGUCAAGGAUGGGGACGUGCUGGUGGAUUUCUGCUGCGGGGCGAACCACUUCUCGCUGAUUGCGCGGCAUCGCCUGGAGGAGGCGGGGAAGCGGUGUGGGUUUGACAAUUUCGACAUCAUGCGGCCUCCCAAUGAGUUCUGCUUUGUGAAAAGAGACUGGUUCUCUGUCAAGGUGGGUCCAAAUGGGUGCUGA